Molecule: messenger RNA, 765 nt
Organism: Erigeron canadensis
Lineage: Eukaryota; Viridiplantae; Streptophyta; Magnoliopsida; Asterales; Asteraceae
Product: cytochrome b-c1 complex subunit 7-2, mitochondrial-like
Exons: 4
Coding region: 76-450 (124 amino acids)
Biological process (GO): mitochondrial electron transport, ubiquinol to cytochrome c
Source: RefSeq, a predicted model, not a curated record
UAUUGAUUUUUCAUUUCAGCAAAACACAGACACAAACAAAAAAACAAACAAACAGAGGCGACCAGAUAAUCAUCAAUGGCGACAUCGAAAUUAGUAAAAGCUAUUUUAGAUCCACAGAAAAACUGGUUCGCUGCUGUUCACAAGAAAACCAUCGCCGAACGCCUCACCAAAUACGGGUUGAGAUAUGAUGAUUUAUAUGAUCCAAUGGAGUCUUUGGAUAUUAAGGAAGCAUUGAAUAGGCUGCCACGUGAGAUUGUGGAUGCUAGAAACCAACGUAUUCUGCGUGCCAUGGAUCUUUCCAUGAAACAUGAAUACCUUCCCUCUGAUCUCCAGGCGCAACAGACACCAUUUAGGAGUUAUCUUUCUGACAUGCUGGCUCUGGUAGAAAGGGAGAAAGCAGAACGUGAAGCCUUGGGAGCAUUGCCUCUUCAGCAACGCACAUUGCCGUGAUUUUACCAUUUAGCUAUGCUUUGGAUUCCAGUUGGUGUUGCAAAUAAACGAAGUACUAUUGCUGAAUGGUAUGCUUGCGAAAAUCACUAUAUUCUGUUUCUUAUAUGCUUGGCAUCCAAAGUGGAACUCAGCGUAGUAUUCAAAUUGUUUAAUUAUAAAGGUAUUUUAAACCUGUUGAAAAUUAUUGAGUUUUGGUAUGUACUGGGAUGUUUUUGUUGUUCAUGUCCUUAUUUCAAUUAAAACAGAUUUGAAUCUGAACAAAGACGAUAACAUCUGUGCAAUUGUGCCGAGCAUUAAAUUUGGAAUUUCGACAAA